UGCUUUUAAGAACAGUUUCGGUGAAAAUGAGUAACAGAGAAGAAGUACGAAAAGGGCAUAUGAAAUGGGUGAUGUGGACGACGAUAGCAAUCGUUGUCUUCGUUGUUGAUGUAAAUUCCGUUUCAACAAAUUCUGAGUUUGAAGAAUUCGUGGCUUAUAAUCAAAAUUUUGAACACAAUGAAACAUAUGAAAGGAAUUAUGCGAAACGAGUCAAUUACGAUGGAGAUCAAGUAUUGAGGAUCUACAAGCAUAACGAUUCGGUGAACGAUUUAGUGGAGCAAUACCAUGAGCACGGUUCAUAUUCGAUAUGGUCGAAUCAACCGUCGAUCGCGGAUAUUUUCGUACGGAGUCAUAUGCUUGAUAACGUUAAAUCGACAUUGGCAUAUUCAAAAAUAAAUUAUGACGUUCUGAUCGACAAUGUGGAAAAAGCGAUCGCAGAAGAGAAUGUUCCUCUCACCAUGGAGAUGCAAGCUGAACUUGAAGGGCGCAAAGGUCAUCGAAUGGAAUGGAGCAGUUAUCAUCGCCUGGAUGACAUUCUUGGCUACUUGGAUUAUCUCGCGGACACUUAUCCCGAAGUUUGUUCGGUUCAGACUAUCGGUCAAUCCGUCGAAGGUCGACCUCUCAAGGUUCUAAGAAUUAGCAAUGGUAGAACGAAUGCACCUGCAAUAUGGAUCGAUGGCGGCAUUCAUGCCAGGGAAUGGAUUUCACCGGCGUCUGUGACUUACAUUAUCGAUUAUCUGGUUGAAAACAGUGAUAAUCUACAAAUUGAUUAUUACAUUCUACCAGUUGUCAAUCCGGAUGGAUACGAGCAUACCUUCCUUUCCGAUCGUUUGUGGAGAAAGAACAAAAGGAAAGGCUACAAUUGCAUGGGUGUAGAUUUAAAUAGAAACUUUGGUUAUCGUUGGGGUGGAAAGGGGACCAGCAGAAAUAUGUGUUCUGAGAUUUACGCAGGCAAUAAAGCAUUCUCCGAGCCAGAAAGCGAUGCUAUUCGAAACUUCUUCGAUGCCAGCUUAGCAAAUUUCAAGGCAUUUUUAACUUUUCAUUCGUACGGUCAAUAUAUUCUAUACCCCUGGGGAUAUGACCAGCGUUUACCGCCUGAUUACAUCGAUCUUGAUACAGUAGGACGUAACGCAGCUAAAGCUAUGAAAGAAGCUACAGAUGGUAAUACUGUGUACACCGUGGGGAACAGUGCAAUAACGUUGUACCCUGCCGCUGGUGGUUCUGAAGACUUUGCAAAAGCAAUGUCUAAGAUCAAAUAUUCAUAUACCAUUGAAUUGCGAGACUCUGGUAAAUAUGGCUUCAUACUUCCGUCUCGUUACAUUAUUCCGACUGCGAAAGAAGCGCUUGCCGCGGUGCAGGUGGUUGCGGAUGCCAUCAUAAAAUCUUAAUUGAAUUACCUUUAUAAUUGUAUGUAUAAUCAAUUGGAGAAUUUUGACUAAGAUAGUGAAUUUUUAGCCAGUUAAUUUGUUACUAUAUUUAAUAUGUAAAAAUUAGAAGAAAUUCUUAAUUUUUAUGUAUGUUAUGCUUAAUUGAUGUUUUUUUGUGAUAUUUUAUAUGUAUAAUCGCAAAUUUUAAUAGCAUGACAUUUACAAAGAACUUAGUACAUAGUGCAACAGUUUUUUUAUCUAUUGCAUUUUUUAAUUAAUUUGUUAUAAACUAAAAAUAUAUAUUUGUUGAUUUUGAGCGUUAUUAAAUAUUAAAUAUACUACUAUAAUGAUAUAAUAUAUCAUCGCAGAUAAUUUGGUAAUUUCAGUAAAUUUCAGUACAAUGUUACAAAAUUUGACUUUGUGAAAAUUAUAUGUUUUAUGUUAUUGUUAACAAUGGAUUUCCAUAGCGGUUUAUACUUUAUAUAUAUUUAACAUAUAAUUUUUUUAAACAUGUAUUUUAUAUUAGCGACUGUAACUGAUUGUGAGACAGAUGCAGUCUGUUCUACAAGAAAGAACGGCAACAUAUUGAGAAUACGCAAUAAAAAAAAAAGGACUGCAACGCAUCAAAGUAAACUCAUAAUGGUAUUGCACAAUUAUCCAGUAAUGAAUUUAGUUGCUCUCAUUGUCAAUUUAAUGCUUAGCACUCUUUUGGUACUUUCAAUUUCUUUUUAAGUUUAUUUACGAGAUAAAGAGUAUCAUAGUUUCUUGAUUUUGAUUGACAGCUGUUCAAGAAUAAAAACAAACUUUUCUCUUAGUAGAGGAAAGUUUCUUUAUGUAAAUAACGUUAUUUUCAAAAUUUUUAUUCUAACAAAGGUAAUACUCAAAAUGACAACAAAGCAUAUAAUGUGCUAAAAAGCAUGCUUCCAGUUCUUCAGUGUUAUGAAGGAAAUGGCGCUAUGAUCAUUUUAGGGGUAAUAAAAGCCAUACACUUUCUCGUAGAACAGACUGUAUAUAUUUAAGGUAAUAACAUUUGUGACUGUUGAAUAAAAUAAAGAGACAAAUAUAGCAAUCCAUUUUAUA
Molecule: messenger RNA, 2447 nt
Organism: Solenopsis invicta (red fire ant)
Lineage: Eukaryota; Metazoa; Arthropoda; Insecta; Hymenoptera; Formicidae
Product: carboxypeptidase B
Exons: 5
Coding region: 27-1388 (453 amino acids)
Biological process (GO): proteolysis
Molecular function (GO): zinc ion binding; metallocarboxypeptidase activity
Source: RefSeq, a predicted model, not a curated record